AUGUCUGAUCCACCAGGCACCCCUCCGCACCCUACGCGUGCCCGGCGCUGGUCUAUAGGACCAAUGUUCCCCUUUAAGUGGUCUGAAACCGACUCGGAUACACAGACUAUUAUGUCCUCUGAGAUGGCUUUUGAAGCUGAGCCCGCCGAAGAAUUCGCUCUCAAGACCAACCCAUUUCUCCCACCCCUUCCACCACCACUCGAGAGCUUAGGCCAUAGAUCUGGCGCGAACAUCCUCAGAUUCCCCAACACUUCCACCAACUUCCAGGACGUUGAACUUCCUCUUGACAGCGGCUACGCUUCGAUCUUCCCCUUUCAUCUAUCAUCUUACGGCUCUAGAGCUCAAUACGCUCUCAAUCUAGACGAUCCACAAGCUUUCCUAACAUACAUUGUAGACAAGGCCUCUCUUAUACAAGCCGUCGACGCUAACCCUCAACGUAUCUUCGACGCGAUCAUCGCCAUGGGAUCAGAACGCGAGGAUCUACGAAAGCAGCGCGAUGCCCUCCUCGAUGAACGAGACAGGCUCAUGACCGAGCAGGGCGAGCUCCUUGCUGAGCGGGGCGAGCUCCUUGCCAAAGAGGAUGGGCUCUUCGUCCGACUGGAUAGAGUCCGCGGCGAACUAUAUGAAGCCCGCAACGAACUGAAGGGCAUCAAGCUGAGUUAUGAAGCCUCAAAGAUGGAUUGGGAAGCCCAGAAAAAAUCUUUUGAGGAGAUCGUGCUUGUGAAGAACAACCAGCAGCUGGUAUUCCUUCGGUCUAUUGAGCGGCUGAGGCUCGUCAUCUCCAGGGGCGGCCUCGAUCCAAAUUCGUGCAACCACGUCCCCUCUAAGAUCAUUCCUCCCCCUGAGCUUGGUCUCGGUCCAGGCGUAGAUAUGAGAAAUGCACAGGGUGCGGUCUCGGGUCUGUCUUACACCGGUGCUCAGACUAAGUUGGAUCCCAGCGCCCAAACCUUCACCCCCGUCCGCGCCAACGACUCACUUGCAUCGAGCUCGGCAGGACCAGUUCAGUCGCCCAUCUCUCUCAACUCCGUCCCCGACUACAUGCUACAGCAUAUCAUCUCAACACUUCCAGCUGGCUUUAAAGGUCUCUGCCCCAUCUCAAUGUCCUCCCACACGCCAUGUGCCGUUUCAGGCUGCCAGCUGGUCAAGCUCUGCCCGGCCUACAAUGAUGAGAUGACUAAUACUGGAUGCACUGACGAUGAGUGUCAACUUGCCCACAAAUACCGCACAUGUGAGGCAGAACUUGAUGGUGCGAGAUCCGUUUGUACUUUCUUCGAAGCCUAUCGUGGAGGUCGGAAUGGCCCGGCAGUGGUUAAGAGCGAGUUAAAGAAGAGACUUGACCACGUCCGCAAGAGAGUUCAUCAGGGAAAUUGUGAUGCGGAUGAGUGGAAGAGCCGUGAGGUUUUGGCGGGUUUGAGAGAUGUUCAUUUGGAGGGUAGAUUGCUGGGCUAG
This is a messenger RNA of Venustampulla echinocandica, 1449 nucleotides long. RefSeq lists its product as uncharacterized. The transcript has 3 exons. The record is from RefSeq and is a predicted model, not a curated record. Bases 1 to 1449 code for a protein of 482 amino acids. Lineage: Eukaryota; Fungi; Ascomycota; Leotiomycetes; Helotiales; Pleuroascaceae.